Messenger RNA from Haliotis rubra (blacklip abalone), 3019 nucleotides. RefSeq lists its product as uncharacterized. Gene Ontology annotation, molecular function: protein binding. NCBI's taxonomy places the organism in Eukaryota, Metazoa, Mollusca, Gastropoda, Lepetellida, Haliotidae. The record is from RefSeq and is a predicted model, not a curated record. The transcript has 3 exons. Gene Ontology annotation, biological process: signal transduction; regulation of apoptotic process. The coding region runs from base 69 to 713 and encodes 214 amino acids.
CUUGCCUUCCGGUUUCUUCAGCUGUGUUUGUUACCUUGUCGAUCGGACCUUUGAAAGUUACUUCACAGAUGGCAACUCAGCAAAGAGGCAGACUUCCUCCAGAAGAUGAGAAACGGUUACAGUUGAACUAUGAAUUCCUUAAAAGUGAACUUGAUGGAAAAGACAUAGUUGAUAAAAUGUUUCAGAGUGGCAUUUUCUCUAUGGAUGACAUGGAAGAAGUAAAAAAUGCCAUGCCAAAUAUUCGAAGCAAGAGGGCUGAAGUCUUUCUAACUAAAUUAUUCAACUCAGGAAGCAAUGGUUAUACAGUAUUCUUAGAUGCAAUUAAAGGAGCUGGAUACCCGCAUGUUGCUAAAAUUCUCGAAAACACUGUUCUGGUUUCUGAAGUUGAAGAAGAGGACUGGUUUGAGAGUGUGCCAGGUUCACGCAGGACGGACAAAAUACAGGAGAAAGAGUUGAGCAGAAUGGUGCAGGCAUUUGGCAUUGGCUGGGAAUUCAUCGCCAUUGAACUUAAGAUGACCAAAGCUCAAAUUGAACAGGCCAAAUUAGCUGGCCAUACACCAUACUUGCAGAUGUUUAAUGUAUUUACGAAGUGGAGACAGCGUGAGGCAGGCAGAGCAACGUUCCAGGCAUUUGUAAAGGCACUUCGGGCCUGUGAGAACAUGUGUACUAUAGACUGGGACAUCAUCAAGAAUACAGUGCAAAACUCACAUUGACACAAGGUUUAGAGUGCACCCUGGUUAAUGCAGGGUAUUUUAUCUCCAAUGUUUUACCAUUUAUACCCUGGACCUUUGUGCAUUGACUAAUAUACAGGGCCUUUCUCCACAAAGAUGUCUUAGCACUAAGACAACAGUAUCCCUAUUACAUUAACUUAGAUCUCUGUUACAGUUACAGUGCUAAGAUCACUUAGGGCCCAAGGUUUUUGUCUCCUAUCACUUAGGACAGAAUUUUUGAUUACUCAUAAACUUCAAAUCGGACAACAAAUCAAAAUGGCUCUUCUGAAUGAGAGUUUGGCAUUCAUCUCCAGUCAUCCAUAUAGUUGGAGUGAAGUAGUUUAGAACUGAUUUGAAAACUGUUGUAGAUUACUGCUGUAGAUUACUUCUGUUUAGGCUGAAGAGAUGCGUUAAGACAAAGAGGUAGGUCCUCAUGUGUUUGCACUCUGUUAGAGACAUGAUGUAACAAGCUCAAAUAGCUGCCACUUUGUCCCAUCGUGAAAAAACAAUGUAAUUAGAUAGCUAUUUUUAGCAUUUCCUCAAAAACAAAGCUACAUCCAAACACUGUGUUGCAGUUGAAGUGACAAAUACCUUGACAUAUAUGAUUUUCAACACAAUCACAAAAUGACAAAUAAAUAACAUAUUUCAAAAUAAAGAAUAAAGACUCAGCUUUACUUCAAAUAACUGUAAGUUUGACACAACAGCGUUAGACUUUACUUGGAAAAGAGGUCCAGGGUAAAUCGUAAUCUAAUGGAGAUAUACUCUUGUUAAACAAGGAUGAACACAAUCCAACAAGUUGUGACGAAUAUGCCUGAAUCAGGUCCACUUACAUAAUGCUAUGUAUAUGGUCAUGUGUUAUAAUGCUAUAGGGAACCCACACGUAUUACAGGAUCCUCCAAGUCUCUUUGCUAAAGCUAAAAUGGGGAUGAGUAUUGGCUGCUGGGGCUGAGAAGGGAGGUGAAUGUAUUUUCAAGUAAAUGUCCCAAGGUCUGCUAUAGACACCAAGAUGCAGGCUUGGUAACAGGAGUGAUGUUUCUUCACUCCAAUAUGCUUGUAGUUUGUUUUUCUAAAUACAUUAUUUUUAGAAGGAAUUUCACACUUUAUAUCUUUAACAUACAUAUAUGUAUAUAAGAAAGAUCAUCAGAACCCAAUUCAUCGACAUUGUUCCAAAGGUCAUCAGACAAGUGUCAAACACAUUCUCAACUUCCUGGGGAGUGUACAAUGAAUAAAUGGUUAAGGAUAUAUCAUAUUUAUAUAAUGCCUUGCAUAUUCCCCUAUUCCACAAACUAAGUGAUUUGACAAAUCACCCUGAAUAUACUUUUUAUGAUGCAUGUAGAAUUUUAUUUCUUUAAGUGGUGUAUAAAAACUGAUUUACCAGUGACACUAAAGCCAUGGUGCACAGAUGCUUCAUACUUACCAUACUAUACUUGCUGUUUCAUAGUUACAAGAUGAUAAUGUAUAUGAAUUAACUGUGAUAUUUUUGCAUGAAUUGUUCAUCUGCAUAGUGCUGUAUUAGCUUUAAGUUAGACUCAUGUUUUUAUCAAGUAUUAGUAAGAGUGAUGUCUUUAUUGUAUAUAUUCCCAUCUAUGAAUCCGAGUGCCACAACUUUGUGUCAGCAAGGAGGUAAUGCUGUAGCUUAUCUUUUUUGUAGCCAUAGUGAUAACAAUGUCCAAAUAUAUGUGUCUGGCAUAAAGCCAGCAAGUCCUGAUAAUAUAAUUCCUUUGAGUUCAACAGAGCCAGUCUACAGAGCUGGUUUUCUGAUGACAGUAGUGUAGUGGGGUGCUGUGUCAGUUGACAUGUUGCAGUGUAAUGAAGAAAAGUACAUAGCAACAGUGAGGGUAUUAAUGGAUUGUACCACACAGUUCAAGCAGGAGUUUAAGAAGGAUUCCCCUACUUGAUACACAAUAUCAUCAUCCGUAUUGACUGUGUCCAGUACUGUUCUAAUGUAUAUUUUCAUCAUCAAGAGUGCAAGUCAACCUCGUUUAGCACUGUAUGCAUUAUUUUGAUUACGGGAAAACUUGCUCAGUCAACAGAUGUUUGUUGACUCUCCCAUUUUUACGUUUAUCUUCAUCAUGUUUAGUUAAGGUGUAUCCGGUACUGAUGGAUAGAAAUUUGUGAAGGUCACAUGUAUGUUUUGGAUAAGAUCAAGUUUGUCCAAAAACCUUGCACAGUGACAUACUAAGAUCUAAUAUAUGUUUUUUAGUUAGUUUUAAGUGAAAUGAAAUCACUUUUGAUUUUCUCGUAAUUUCUUGUUUCGAUUUUGUUGAACUUGAAUCGUGGAAUAAAUCAGAUUAUCACCUGGAAACAUA